Messenger RNA from Quercus lobata, 2518 nucleotides. RefSeq names its product protein dimerization (gene SUV2). The transcript is spliced from 12 exons. Bases 442 to 2139 code for a protein of 565 amino acids. The record is from RefSeq and is a predicted model, not a curated record. Lineage: Eukaryota; Viridiplantae; Streptophyta; Magnoliopsida; Fagales; Fagaceae. Gene Ontology annotation, biological process: DNA damage response.
AAAUUUCUGCGAGAGAGAGAGAGAGAGAGAGAGAGAGAGAGAGUUGGAUGGAGACGAUGAGUGAAGAGGGGUUCGAAGAAUGGGACGCAGAUUUCUUGGAUCAACUCAUACACGUAGAGGAACUCGCACUAACCUCUACAAAACAACAACAACAACAACAACCGCUGCGCACAACUUCUUCUUCUUCUUCUCAAACUCACCAUUACAUCAACAACCCUACAAAUACAAAUACAAUGAUGAGUUACUCUCCUCCGCGACAGCUCUCUCAAAGGGUCUCUUUCGACGAUAAACAACUCGAAAUCGAUAUGUUAAAGAGGGAGCUCGGACAUGUGUCGAAGCAACUCACGGACCUGGAACAAGAGUGCCUUGAACUAAGGAAGGAAAGGGGCAAGAAAGAGGAGCAGCUUCAAAUAUUUUCCAAGAAUGAAGUAAAAGAUGUAGAUGCUCGCUCUUCAAAGAGUACUACCUUGUGAUUGCCACAAUGGCAGGGAAUAUGGAGCUCUAAAUCAUCAUAGGGUUCGUCAAAAAUUUCAAAAUGCAAUAUCUUUGAAUAUUCAGGCUGGCUCUCAGAUUGAUAGAGCUAUGCCAGCCUAUAAGGCCAUUGGAAUUCAAACUGAGAAGGCUGGUGAUCCUGGCCAAGUAACCAUGGAUGUUGAUCCAGCUGCUUGUCAAGCUCUCACCGAGAAGUUGCUAGCCAUCUGGGGCUCUCCAAGGGACCAAAAGCUAGGAAGAAAUCUGAUUAAUAAGUUGCUUGUGACUUGUCAGACAGAUUUCCAUGUCCUUUUUGCGUGGAUGAGCGUGAGUGUUCCAAAAAGGACAAUGGACUCUCUCAAAGAUGGAAGUUUGUCUGACGUAGCUUUGACAUCGCACCUGCACUCUUUUCAUACUCCAGAAGCUGCAAAAGUGUCUCACCUCUACUCUGUAUUGACAAAGAUAAGUAUCGGGAUGGUACAGUUGGAGGCUUUGUUUGAGCCAUUGCUUGACCUCUGUAUUCUCAAAAAUGUUGUCAUUGUUCAUAGAUCUCUAUGUAUACUGCGUGUUUUUUUGAAGCACCUCUUGAGUUUGGAAAGGAAAUCUGAAAGAAGGGACAAUGUCACAGUUGGAGGACUUCUCUGUGGGAGCAACAUUGUGGAUUUUAAUGGACUUGAUAGAGUCCUUUCCUGUGCGAGCAGAAAUGAAAAAAAUUAUGCAGGCUAUACACCACUUGGGAUCAGAUUACCUAAUGCAGAAAUUCCAUGCAUGGAGGGACCCUGCAAUCGUGAUAUUGCCAUUUCAGUUUCUUGUGUGGACUGGGUUUCUCUAUUUGAAGCGAUGCAUCAAAUUAUAGUGAGGAACACUGAAGAAUGUGUGAGAUUAGAGGCAGUCUCAGUUAUGAUUGUGAUUCUAAUGAGAAGUAAUGCUUAUAUGGAGAGGGAAAAGUUUGGCAAGGCAACUGUGUUCGAAAGUCUUUCACAAUUGCUUAGAAAGGAAGCUGGCUUGCGGGUGCAAAGGCAUGCCGUGCAUCUUCUAUACCUAUUGCUAAACUGUCCAAAACUAUUGGUCAUGUUCUGCUCUGGUAGUAAUGAGGGAGGGACUGCUGCUGUUCCUGUUGAUGAUGAUGCCAGACCUCAGAAAUUCAUUAAGGUUCUUCAAGGCUUGGCAGAUUGUGUAGCUUGCUCUGGAAAUGGUAUACAGGAGUUGACACUUCGUAGAAAUGCCAUUACUGUGCUAGCUUUCUUAGCCUCAUCUGGAAAACCUGGCUUUGAAAUUUUUGUUCGUUCCAAGCUUUACAGAGAGGCAAACUUUCUUAUGUUGAUUUUGCAAGUACUUGUGUCAGAGAUUGACAUAGAAGAAACAGCAGUUUGUGUUGAGUCACCAGAGAUUUUCAAAGAGAGGACAUUGCUCAUACGAGAGGCGCUUAUAUUACUUAACAGACUUGUGUCCAACCCUGCAUAUUCUGUUACUGUCUUGUGGGUGUUGACAAAUAGCAGAGAUAUGGCGAGCCUGACCAUUGACAUUGCCACUAGGUUGUCUUGGGAAUAUCAAAGACAUGGGCAUUCUGACUGCAUAACUAGACAGAUGAGGGAAUCUGAAAUUGUGAACUUAGCUAGAGUAUUCAGGAAAAGGGUGUUCACGUACUUAGGACAUAACAUAUCCUAAAAGAUUUCAAAAGCUUAUUUAGAUUGUCCAUAUCAGCGGUAGUGAUGUAAGAAUAGCCGCCAGAAGUCUCCAAAGAUGAAGGUAGCCAUAAACUCAUUUUACCCAUAUUUUCUUUUAUCUUGAAAAUUUUGAGUAGCCCCCAUAGCUUUUACCUAAAGGCUUAAGCCAGAAAAUUUUGGAUGCCCCUGACAGUGUAUCAUGAAGAUGAUGUGAUAUACAGAUCCCAAGUUUUGACAAUGCAAAGAAGUUUUCCUUUGCCUUAGCUUUUAAUGGUCGUCUGUACCUAUUAUUCUCCCUCGUGUAGCAAAUCUACUGUACAACUUUGACAUAUAAAGUAUCACAAUGCCAGAAGUAUGGUUGAGUUGAUUGGCUUUGGAAA